AUGUUUGCAAAUGAUGAUGAAGAUGAUGAAUGGAAUAAUGAAAGUGAAGAAGAUCAACCACAAGGUUAUCAAGCUUUAUUAGAUCCAGAUGAUGAAGAAAGCAUUACCGCUGAAGAUGAGGAAAUAGAAGAUGAUCAUGAAGAAGAAGAAGAAAUAGAAUCAAUUGAAGAAGAAGUACCUAUUGAUGAUGGUCAGAUAAAACCAUUUACUUGUACAUUAUGUACCGUAUCCUUCAGUAAAUUCGAAGGAUACCGUGAACAUUUUGUCUCCACUGAACAUCGAUACAAACGACGUGAUGAAAAGAAACGUCUUGGAGAAGGAUGCACAAUUGAAACUUCACCGGUUGAAGUAUUUGUUAAUUUAUUACUUUAUAAUAAAAUUCCAUUUGAAAGUAUUCAAAUUAAUAUUCAACCUGUUGAUUUUAGUGUCAGUGGUUCACUUGAAUAUAAUAAUAAUAAAUAUGAAUAUCAACAUGCAUCAACAUUAAAUGAUUUAUAUCAAGUUCUUGUGAAUAAAUUCAAUCAAGAUUAUGAAAAAUAUCAAUUAAAAAUGCCACCACAAAGUUUUUUUGUUGCAAGAGGUACUGAAAAAACAUUUCUUUGGAUGAAAUUAAUAUCAUAUAUGUUGAAUUUAGAUAUCUGUCGAAAAGAAGUAGAAAAUGUAUGGACUGUACCACGUUAUUGUGAUGAUACAGGAAAAUCUGAUGAACAAAUUGUUAAAGAAGUAUUAGACUUUUGUGUGUUUACAAAUGUUGAACCAGAACGUGAACGUUUAAUAGGACAUUCCAUUCAAACAUGGCGUAUGUUUCAUCGUCAAGAAACUAAACCAGGUUUUUGGUGUGAUAUGUGUAAACAAUGUUUUCGGAAACGAAAAGCAAUAAUUUGUCAUUUUGAAACAAGUGAAAAACAUGAAAAAAAUCUCAAACAUCUUCCACCAUAUCGACGAGCUGUUCAACAUAGUUUAUUUACUGGUCGUUUGUUAAAUCAAUUUAUUGAUAUAGAUAAAUUGAAUUAUUAUCGAUCACGUGUUAAUGCUUAUCGACUUCCACCAUCACAUAAAACUCUUAAAAAUGCGUAUUAUUGCACAUUUUGUAAAAAAUCAUUUGAAUCGACAUAUUCACUUGAAAAACAUCUUGCUUGGAAAAAUCAUCGUGAUAUAUUACGUAAGCGUCAUCAAAAUGAUCUGGAUAAUUUAUCACGUCUUGUUACUUAUUUGAAUUUCAAUCAAUUAUCUCAUGAACAACGUAAUGGUGGUAUUCAACAAAUGGUUAAAACACCAGAUGAAUAUCGAUUAAAAUAUAAUCUUGAAUCGAUGACAAUUGAAAAUCUUCAAGAAGAUAUAGUUCGUUUUGAUACACAACUUGCUCAACAAGUUAUACAUAAUAUUCAAAAUCAACAAGGAAAUAAUAAUCGAUUCAAUCGUGGUGGCGGCGGCGGUGGAAGAGGAAGAGGACGUGGUGGUCGUGGAGGACAACCAUUUCGUGGUCAAGGAUUUCGACCACGAGGUGGUAAUUUUCAUCAACAAAAUGGCCAACAUUUCAAUCCAGGACAAUUCAAUCAGCCAAGACAUUAUCAACCUCGUCCAUUUAAUCCUAACCAGUCCUAUCCUCAAAAUAAUUUUCAUCUACCAACAUCAUUUCGCCCACCAAAUCAAAAUUUUGUUAAUGAAUAUAAUAAACGUCCUUAUCCACAAAAUAAUAAUAAUAAUUACAAUAAUAAUUAUUAUAAUCCAAGACAAUCAUGGGCAAAUAAAAGACCUCGAUUUGAUCAACCACACCAACCACCACCACCACAAUACCAACAACCUUCAUCAUCAAAUCGAAUUGAUUAUCGCUAUGUAGCUAAUCAAAAUACUUAUCAACAACAACAAUUUCAUUAA
Adineta steineri is the source of this 1878-nucleotide messenger RNA. The record is from the annotation of a GenBank genome assembly. NCBI's taxonomy places the organism in Eukaryota, Metazoa, Rotifera, Eurotatoria, Adinetida, Adinetidae.